AUGGUGAAGUGUUCAAAGUGCCAAGUGAACCCUGUGUGCACAAAAACCCCAGAGGGCGAGUUGGUCUGUAAAACGUGUUUUAUUGAAAGAGUGGAAACAAUUGUGUAUGACUGCAUCAAGUCGUUCAAUCUCAUCCGACCAACCGACCACAUCACGAUUGGUGUCAGUGGGGGCAAAGACAGCACAGCUUUGGCAACUAUGUUGACAAGAAUUGAAAAACAGCACCCAACAGGUGCAAAGUACACAUUAGUUGCUGUUGAUGAAGGGAUUGUUGGUUACCGAGAUCGUUCACUGGAGUGUGUCCAUUGGUUGGAAGAAUAUUUGCAACUUCCGUUGAAGAUCAUUUCCUACAAAACCGAAUAUGGAAUGACCAUGGACGAGAUUGUUUCAAAGGGUGGUCGUAAUGCGUGUAGCUAUUGUGGUGUUUUGCGGAGGCAGUGUUUGGAGAAGGCCACAAGCGAAGUUGGUGGAAAUGUGAUAGCCACUGGGCACAACGGCGACGAUGUGGCUGAGACGGUUUUAAUGAACUUUUUGCGAGGUGAUGCGGUCCGUCUUGAGCGUUGCAAGUCUCUUUUGCGCGAGGAAGUUGGCGACAUUGUGCGAAUCAAACCCUUCAGUCUCUUGACGCAAAAAGAGGUUGUGUUGUACGCUCAUUACAUGAAACUGAAGUACUUCAGUGUUGAGUGUUCAUAUGCAGGGACAGCCUUCCGAGGCAACGCACGAACCUUUUUGCAAGAGACUCAAAUCAAAUUCCCAUGGAUCGUCAGGUCUUGUGUCAUCUCCAACGAACAAGCUUCUGUUAAAAUCAAAGACAAACAACAGGUAAAGCUUAAAGUGUGUAAGUUGUGUGGCAUGAAGACGAGUAGCGACGUUUGUCAGGCUUGCAAAAUGCUAGCCGAGCUUAGGAAGGGAGCUCCCAAGAUAGAGCUCACUAAAUAA
Entamoeba invadens IP1 is the source of this 939-nucleotide messenger RNA. RefSeq names its product ATP-binding domain containing protein, putative. Gene Ontology annotation, molecular function: tRNA binding. Gene Ontology annotation, biological process: tRNA wobble position uridine thiolation. NCBI's taxonomy places the organism in Eukaryota, Evosea, Mastigamoebida, Endamoebidae. The record is from RefSeq and is a predicted model, not a curated record. Bases 1 to 939 code for a protein of 312 amino acids. Gene Ontology annotation, cellular component: cytosolic tRNA wobble base thiouridylase complex; mitochondrion. The transcript is spliced from 2 exons.